ACGCCAUCGAGAUCUAUCUUCGGCUGCUCGCAUCCAGCCCUGCAAGUCAUCUUGCGCAGAUCAUCACUCCACCGUGCUGACAUCCUAUUAAUAAAUCGUCCCAAUAAUAAUUAAAAUACAGAGUACACUGGAUAAACAAGAGCGGAGUGAGCCACAAGCAGACAAAAACCAAUUAAUUCGCUAUGGCUAACGAACAAAAUACGUCGCGCGACGAAAUUCGGUUGAAAAAUUGACAUCAUAAAGAAUUUAACGUUCAGUAUCUAAUGGAUCGACAUAGAAUGUCUAACUCUCGCUGUCGGUCGUCAGCUGCUGAGCGCAAGGUGGCUAGUGGGCGCAGCGAAGUUCACCUGCGGGAUGUCUCAAUCCAAUAUCGGGAACUGCACUACCAGGAGACCAGCUAUCAAAACAAUCAGAAAACAGCUAAAAGUGUUUCUAAGGCCGAAAAAGAAGUAACAAAGAUGCUCAGAAGUAUGAGCAUGGAGGGGGCUCCAAAGAAGAAAACAUCGGAGAUAAAGCCGAAAGCGGUUUGUGGAAGAAAAAAAUAGAACCAAGCUACGAAAACUGUUAACCUGAGGUUAUACUAUGUUUCUUUUCAAUUGGCCAAUUUAUGUACAAGUUAACUGUAGAACAAAUACACGUGUAUGUUUUAUUAAAUUAAUAUCUGUUUCAUUUUUAUGCAAGUUUUUUUUUAAUACCCGACGCAAAAAGACCUGCUGUUUUAAGUAUGACGUGUUUGUGUCCGUCUCAUAAUAAAUCCCUCACAGGGUAGUCGUUUGUCAUAAAUCUUCAAUUAAUUCGGGCCUCCGCUAUUGCAAUGUCAACUACUCAACUACAUUUGUUUAGGUAUUUAGAAAAGGUAAACAAUUUCGAUGAGUGUACGAAUAGAUACGAUAAAUUACAAAAUUAAUUAUUUUACUGAAAUAAAUUUAUUUACAACAUACUAUGGAGCAGUUAUAGUUAGGCCUUUAGGGAGUGGUGAUGCCUGGGACAUAUGGGGUACUAUCUGUUUCUUUUUUUCUUCAAAAAGUGCUACUUUAACGUAAAUUUAGAUUUUGCUAUACAUUUCAUUCAUAUUUGUCUGAAAAGACCAAGUUUAAGAUUCCAUAUUUGUUUUACCCUUUAAACCAACAUCAAAAGGGAGGAGGUUCUCGAUUUGACUGUAUUUUCUUUACUU
This is a messenger RNA of Trichoplusia ni (cabbage looper), 1174 nucleotides long. It is a transcript of the gene Naa80, whose product is annotated as N-alpha-acetyltransferase 80. The record is from RefSeq and is a predicted model, not a curated record. Gene Ontology annotation, cellular component: cytoplasm. NCBI's taxonomy places the organism in Eukaryota, Metazoa, Arthropoda, Insecta, Lepidoptera, Noctuidae. The transcript has 3 exons. Gene Ontology annotation, biological process: protein acetylation. The coding region runs from base 264 to 545 and encodes 93 amino acids. Gene Ontology annotation, molecular function: N-acetyltransferase activity; acetyl-CoA binding.